Messenger RNA from Lolium rigidum, 1353 nucleotides. RefSeq names its product phytepsin-like. The transcript is spliced from 12 exons. The coding region runs from base 1 to 1353 and encodes 450 amino acids. NCBI's taxonomy places the organism in Eukaryota, Viridiplantae, Streptophyta, Magnoliopsida, Poales, Poaceae. The record is from RefSeq and is a predicted model, not a curated record. Gene Ontology annotation, biological process: proteolysis. Gene Ontology annotation, molecular function: aspartic-type endopeptidase activity.
AUGGGAACCGGCCACGUCACCCUCCAACACCUACUCAUCCUUUCUGCCGUGCUCCUCCUCGGCACGCCCGUGGAGGGCCUGGUCCGCAUCGAGCUGAAGAAGCUACCGGUCGGCCAGAACCGCCUCGUCGCUGGAGAGGACGCUCAGACCUUCCUCGUGCAGCACCAUGACCUCGUCCAUAACGAGGAGCCGCAACCACUGCCAAAGAGAGAUAUCGUAAUACUGAAGAAGUACCAGAACGCUCAGUACUACGGUGAGGUCGGCAUCGGAAUGCCACCCCAGAACUUCACCGUCAUCUUCGACACAGGCAGCUCCAACCUCUGGGUGCCCUCCUCCGAGUGCUACUCUUCGGUAUGUGCCCUCAUCUCGUCAAUUACAAAGCCAGCUCGGUCGAGCACGUACACGAAGAAAGGAAAAAGGGUAUCAAUUCACUACAAAACUGGUGCAAUUGCUGGUUAUAUUAGCAAAGACAAUGUGCAAGUUGGUGGUCUAGUUGUGAAAAAUCAGGAUUUUAUUGAAGCUUCGUUGGAACCAAGUAUUACUUUCUUGCUUGGAAAAUUUGAUGGCAUUGUUGGUCUUGGGUUUAAAGAAAUGUCAUUCGGGGGUGCCGAACCUGUUUGGUAUAACAUGGUUAGCCAAGGUCUGGUUGGUAGCCCCGUUUUCUCAUUCUGGUUCAAUCGACAUGCUGGUCAAGUGAAGGGAGGAGAAAUAGUUUUUGGAGGAGUUGAUCCUAAUCAUUACAAGGGAAGACAUACGUAUGUCCCUGUUACUAAGAAGGGAUACUGGAAGUUUGAUAUGGGUGACGUCUUGAUUGGAGGAAACUCCACAGGAUUAUGUAAAUCUGGUUGUGCAGCAAUAGUAGACUCAGGAACUUCAUUUCUUACUGGCCCCACGGCGAUAAUUACUGAAAUAAAUUGGACAAUUGGUAUACCUAGUAGAGUGAGCAAAGCGUGCAAGAACGUUGUUUCAAGGUUUGGGCGGCAAAUCCUGGAUUUGCUGCUAAAGCGGCAAGUUGCAGAUAAUCAGACUGAGGAUUCUAUAUUGCAUACCAUUAACGAGAUGUGUGACCAUAUUCCUAUCCCUGCGGGAGAAUCAUUCGUGGACUGUGGAGAACCUAAAUUCAUGCCUGAUGUCGCCUUCUCCAUCGGGACCAAACAGUUUGUGCUCAAACCUGAACAAUACAUAGUGAAGAUUGGUGAGGGUGAUGAUACCCGGUGCAUGAGUGGAUUCUCAGCUAUGGACGCCCCUCCUUCCGGUGGCCCUCUCUGGAUCUUGGGUGAUAUAUUCAUGGAAGCCUAUCACACGGUCUUUGACUAUGGAAAUAUGAAGAUUGGGUUCGUCGAGACAACAUAG